This is a messenger RNA of Artibeus jamaicensis (Jamaican fruit-eating bat), 1385 nucleotides long. It is a transcript of the gene GLO1, whose product is annotated as glyoxalase I. The record is from RefSeq and is a predicted model, not a curated record. Gene Ontology annotation, molecular function: metal ion binding; lactoylglutathione lyase activity. NCBI's taxonomy places the organism in Eukaryota, Metazoa, Chordata, Mammalia, Chiroptera, Phyllostomidae. The transcript has 6 exons. Bases 80 to 634 code for a protein of 184 amino acids.
AAGGCAACUCAGGGUUUGGGCGUAGUGUAGGCGCCUGCCGAGUUUUGAGGACCGUAGUCCGUGAUACAGCAGAGCAGCCAUGGCAGAGCCUCAGCCCGCAUCUGGCGGCCUUACUGACCAGGUUGCCCUCGAUUGCUGCUCGGACCCGGACCCCAGCACCAAGGAUUUUCUGUUGCAGCAGACCAUGCUGCGAAUUAAGGAUCCUAAGAAGUCCUUGGAUUUUUAUACUAGAGUUCUUGGAAUGACGCUACUCCAAAAAAUAGAUUUUCCCACUAUGAAGUUUUCACUCUAUUUCUUGGCUUAUGAGGAUAAAAAUGACAUCCCAAAAGAUAAAAAUGAAAAAGUAGCAUGGGUAUUCUCCAGAAAAGCUACGCUUGAACUGACACAUAAUUGGGGCACUGAGGAUGAUGAGACCCAGAGUUACCACAGUGGCAAUUCAGACCCUCGAGGAUUUGGUCACAUUGGAAUUGCUGUUCCCGAUGUACAUGGUGCUUGUAAAAGAUUUGAAGAACUGGGAGUCAAAUUUGUGAAGAAACCUGAUGAUGGUAAAAUGAAAGGCCUGGCAUUUAUUCAAGAUCCUGAUGGCUACUGGAUUGAAAUUUUGAAUCCUAACAAAAUGAUAACUCUUACUUAGUUCUAUGACAAUAAUGCUUUGAGAUUUCAGUGAGAAGUGAAAAAGUGAAACAAUGUGAUUUGAGAUAUUCAGAUAACAGAAGCAUCUAGGGCUGAUGUUUCACUGUCCCAGUUCAAAUUAUUCUUAAGUCCAUAACCCCUCCUGUUUCAGCUGUGUUUUUAACCUAUCUAUUCAGUCAUUCUAGUUUUAGAGUAGUGCUUUGUCUUGUGUCCUUGAACGUAGUUGUAUAACAUUACUUUUUUAGGUAAUAAUUAGAACAGUUCCCCUCAAAGGCUGUAUUUGCCUUCUCUCUCCUAACUAUGACUUCUCUACAAGUCUACCUUUGAAUCAUUUAACAAAAAAACAUUUAACAUGUUCUUAUGGCAACCUUCUGGGGUUUUAGUUCCUCAGAGGUAAUUUUCACAGUAGAAAGUAAAGAGUGCUGAACAAAAAUGAAACUUUCUGUGUUCUUCAAAUAGUAUAAAGUGUUUACAAAAGAGAAGGCACUCUUGGGAGCAGUUCAGAAUCCUGCUGACAAGGAUGCUGGCAGAAAAACUAAUUUCUUCUUAUUUAUAAAGUACUUUCAAAGUUCAAGGACUAACCUCUUUAAUUUGGGAAGGGGGAGGAGGAUGGGGAUAUUAUUUCCUGAAUAUGUAUGUCACGUAUUUUAUCUCGCUUAAUCCUCCCAACUAUCCUGUGAAAAAGGAAAGAGGCUAGACAUGUAAAAUAACUUGAAUAAAUUAAGACAAUAAAAAUAGACUCAAGUACUCAA